Owenia fusiformis is the source of this 4483-nucleotide messenger RNA. Lineage: Eukaryota; Metazoa; Annelida; Polychaeta; Sabellida; Oweniidae. The record is from the annotation of a GenBank genome assembly.
UAAUACUGGAGAACAUAUUGACGAGGAAGCAUUCUUGAAGCAUCACAUGGAAAUAUAUCUAUAUCACUGUGUUGAAACCAUUGCUAAUAUUGUAUAUUCGCUACAUAAGAUUGUGUAUCCGAACGUCUUUUGUCGUCGUUUCAAACUAAAAACAAAAACAGUCGUACGUCCUGUGACAGUAUGUAGCUUUGAACGCACACCCCGGACUAACAACUUUCUUUAUUCAGAUCUUUCAUAAAGAAAAAUUGAACGUACAAAACGGAUCAUUGACGUGAAAAUGAACAAGUUUGUUUUUAUUAUCUUAAUCGUCUCAGUACUCUACGCUCGUGGAAAAGAGGAUUUGCUAAACAUAAAGGUUGGGUUGUUACUACCAAGGACAGGCUCUCUGGACUAUCUAGGAUGGGAAACGAACGCUGCAGCAACAACCAUGGCAAUUGAGAAGGCUCGCAUAGACGGCAUCUAUGAUCCAGAACGUGUUAAUGUUUCAGUAGCUUGGCGAGAUACAAAGUGCUGGGAAAGACAUGGAAUUGGGGCAGCUGUUGAACUGUUCAGAUACGAAAAUGUAUCUGCUUUCGUUGGUCCUGCGUGUUCUGAAGCUGCCGUUCCAGUGGGUCAUUUAGCCUCAUUUUGGAACAUCCCAAUGUUUGGACAUGCCUCAACGGAUCCGGUAUUAUCCAACAAAAGACUCUUCACAACUCUUCUCCGCCUGCUUCCACCCUACAACAAAAUGGGAUCAGCGUUCGUUGAAAUCUUUAAGUUUUAUGGAUGGAGACGGUGUGUGAUGCUAACAACACGCCUGGCGUCCUUGAUGAGUGAAGCGUCAAGAUCUGUUUUACAAAAGUUUCGGGAGUUUAACAUCACACUGGCAGAUUUCAUUGAAGUUAAUAGUAAUCUUGAUGACAGCGAUAUUGAUGAUUAUUUGAGAAGAUUUCAACAUCGGGGAAGAAUUAUCGUAUUGCUGUUAACUACAAAUGAUAUCAGACGAGUCAUGGUCCGCGCAAGACAUAUGGGACUGACGAACGGAGAUUAUGUCUUCUUGACUACACUUUAUAUUCUGCCAACUGACGAGGUCUUGCGUCCAUGGGUAGCUAACAAUACCGGCGAUUUUGGAGCCAAAGAUGCAUUUCAAUCUCUAUUACACGUCACUGUUGCAUCUGUGAAAACACCAAAAUCAGAUGCGUUCCGUGAACAAAUGGCGACUGAAAUGCGCAAACCUCCUUGGAACUGGAACACUAACAUUUUCGGCGGGGACAUCAAGGGUUCGAUGUUUUCCCUGUUUCUCCACGAUGCUGUCUAUCUCUAUCUUCUCGCCUUGAACGCUACGAUUUCAAACGGUUUAGACUAUAAAAAUGGAUCCAUGAUAUUCGCCAUGGCAAAAGAAAUGGAAUUUGACGGAAUGAGUGGUAGGGUAGUGCUUGAUGAUCAGGGAGAGAGGGAACCUGACUUCUGGAUCUGGCAACUUCCCCCAGGGAAAGAUGAGUUCGAAUACAUGGCAGAAGUGAAAAACACUGGAAAAGAAGGCCAGCGAGUCCAUGUUCUGAACAAGCCCUAUUGGCAAACGAAGGAUGGUAGUGUUCCGCUAGACACCCCAGCGUGUGGGUUUUUUAAUGAAAAAUGUCUGGAAGAGGAACAAAACAGAGGGCUUGAUAUUGCCAUUAUUAUGAUAGUUGGUGGAGCUGCCGUGUUGUGUAUGAUGUUGACAGGGGGAUAUCUACUAUACAGACGGAGGAGAAAUGAGGGUGAAGACGAGAUGAUGUCAUGGAAGAUCGAGUAUGAAGAUUUGAAGUUCAAUGUAAAAGUAAAGAAAGGAAUCGGAAGUACUGCUACCAAAUCAACCGGAAGUCAGAUGUCUAAAAGCAAUCUAGACAAUCGUUCCAAGAGUAAUAACAGCUCUUCGCACGUCGAUCAGUCCAGUCAGGAAGGCGUGACGAGCCAGGAGAGGCAAGAUAGAACUGUUGGAAUGUAUAAAACAGUGACUGUAUGGGUGAAAUACAUCCACGCUGGAAUACUUCUCACCAAAGAAGACCACAAGGAACUCAAAGUGAUGAAAGACUUGAGUCAUGAGAAUGUUAACCAGUUUGUCGGAGUUUGUAUCGUUCCACCAAAAGUUUGCAUUUGCUUCGCAUUUGCCGCUAAGAGAAGUCUGCAGGACAUCAUUUCUAAUGAGGACAUCAAACUGGAUUGGAUGUUUAAACAGUCACUAAUCUCAGACAUCGUCAAUGGUAUGGAGUAUAUCCAUGGCUCAUUGUUGGUCUCCAAUGGUAAUCUGAAGAGUAGCAAUGUUGUUAUUGAUGGUCGUUGGAUGCUCAAGAUAUCUGACUAUGGUCUACAGUCUUUUCGGAUGGCCACUGCCAGAAAGAAUUCAAAGGGCGAAUUCGCAGCAUAUUAUGCAAAGCUGUGGCGAGCUCCCGAGCUGCUGAGGAUGGCAAACGCUCCACAAAAAGGAACUCAAAAGGGAGACAUUUAUAGCUUUGCCAUCAUUCUGCAAGAAAUAAUAUUUCGCACUGGACCCUAUCAUCAGACUGAAAUCCACCCAAAAGAUAUCGUAGGGAGGGUUGCUCGAGGUGAUAACCCACCAUAUCGACCUGAUGUACCUGCAACGUCCGAAGAGGGAAACACUGCGAUAGCCAUGAUAGAACUUAUGCGAAACUGCUGGCAUGAAAACCCAGACUAUCGCCCUUCUUUUACUGACAUUAAGAAACAGAUGACAAGUGAAAAUCGGGGCAGGAAGUAUAAUAUCAUGGACAAGAUGCUGAUGAAAAUGGAAGCUUAUGCGAAUAACCUUGAAGAAGUUGUGGAGCACAGAACACAGGAACUGAUGGAGGAGAAGAAGAAGACUGAUACACUGUUAUACAGAAUGUUGCCGGGACCUAUUGCUGAGAGUUUGAAGACUGGGAAAUCUGUCCACCCAGAACUAUAUGAUACAGUGACUGUUUUCUUCUCAGAUAUAGUGGGCUUUACAAGGUUAUGCUCAAAAAGUACACCAUUACAGAUCGUCACUCUUCUUAAUGACCUUUAUACACUUUUCGAUGAUGUCAUUGCCAAAUAUGAUGUAUAUAAGGUGGAAACUAUAGGAGAUGCCUAUAUGUGUGUGAGUGGACUACCUCUACGAAAUGGUAACAAACACGUUGCUGAAAUAGCAGACAUGGCCCUCGACUUGCUCAGUUCUAUAGCUUCUUUCAAGAUCAGGCACAGACCAAAUAAACAGCUACAGGCUAGGAUAGGGAUCCACACCGGCCCAUGUGCAGCAGGUGUUGUUGGGACACAGAUGCCUCGGUACUGUCUAUUUGGUGACACUGUCAAUAUGGCAUCCACUAUGGAAUCAACAGGGGAAGCAUUACGUAUACAGAUGAGCCAGGAGGCAGUAGAUGUUCUCUUGGAACACACAGGCUACAUGGUGAAGGAAAGAGGCGAUGUGGAAGUAAGAGGAAAGGGAAAUCUGACGACCUAUUGGUUGACUGGUAAACGGGGUUUCCACAAGCCGCUCCCCAAACUCAGUGUUGACUUAUCAAGUGGUGACAUGAAUGGACGUAUGACUCAAGAUAGUGACUGAUGUCAUAAAACAUGACAGUUCCUUCCAAGGGAUUAAAUUUAAUGAGGUUGGAAAUAAUCACGGCUUGAUGAAGCAAGAUUUGUAAUCUUAGAAACGAAAUCACCGAAACAUCGUCGCCUGACAAUGUAAUACCAGAAUCAGUCAUCCUGGAAGAGACAAAGACUGUCAUUGUUUUUUACAUUUACAGUUUCCGGGGAGUGAAUUUUAUCUUAUAUGUAUUAUAUGACAGACUAUUGUGCAAGAUAUUAGUAGUAGGUAGAAAGUAUUCUGUUCGUUAAUCUUAAAAUAUUUUAUUGGCAUUCCUAAACAGCACAAGUUUAAAAAAUGAACUAUACUACUCCGUAAAAUUAUGGUGUAAUUUAGUACAAAAAUAAUCUACAUACAUUAAAGGAAUGUACCACUUUUUGAACACCCUGUUUUUAAACGUUAUUGUUAUAUUAUGUUUUCUAAGUUCUACGAGAUGAGCGUGUUUAUUUAGGUUUAACGCCAAAGAUUCUGUUGAAUCUUUGAAAGAUUUUUAAACUCUUAUUAAAUAGGUACGAAUUAUUGUGAAUGGUACAUUUUGUUUAGUGUUUGUUAAUCAAUGUAGUCGACGUAUUUUAUCGUAAUUAAACGAUUUUUUAAUUGUAAAAUGAUGUUAUUACUAGAACAUUGCUCAAUCAUUAAAUGUGCUAAUUACUAUAUGGAAAUGUGCAAUUUAAAACAAAUUAAACAUCACUUAGUGAGCGUUUAUUGCAUGUUCUUAUGUAUGUUAUAAAUUCAUUAUCAUGUCGAUAUAUUGAUACAAAACUAUUUUAGAUGGAAGUUAUUUCCUGUUUAAAUAUUCGCUAAACUAACUUCGCUGUCGACUUUCAGCUCUGAUAUGUGCUAUGUACACUUCCCUCAAUAACACGGGGUGCGAUCGAAAGAUUAAUCCACUAUGACGGAGCA